Messenger RNA from Pantherophis guttatus, 1065 nucleotides. It is a transcript of the gene CCDC159, whose product is annotated as coiled-coil domain containing 159. NCBI's taxonomy places the organism in Eukaryota, Metazoa, Chordata, Lepidosauria, Squamata, Colubridae. The record is from RefSeq and is a predicted model, not a curated record.
UUGACUCGCUGCUAAACCCUCUUCCCCGCUUUCUGGUUUGGGUCAGGAGACCAUCAACAGAGCUGGAUGAUGGACGGGAAGAUGGUCACAACGAGGUCAACUACAAUGACACUUGCCAAGAAUAGACAGAAUCACAUCAACUCUCCUAACUGGUGCUUAGCUCGGGCAAGCAGCCCUGCAUCAGCGGUGGAGUUGGCUGGGUUGGAGCCACAAGCUUCAAUUCCAGAGUUCCAAUUGGUACUGAAAAAUGAUGUGGAGCUUAUCAGAGCUCAGCUCCAUGCCCAAACAGAGGCUUUUCAAGCACUGAGCCACUCAAUUACUUUGUUAGAGCAAGAGAGCAACUAUCAGCAGGGUAGGAUCAAUGCAUUGGAAGAGGAAGUAAAAUUUGCUGCCCAUUUAUCCCGUGGAGCGAAGUUUGAUGAGCUAAUACGGAAAAAAAUCCAGGAGCUUUGGAAAACCAUGGCCAAAGAAGUAGAAGAGCUUCAGAGUUCCAUGGUCCAGAAACAAAGUUCAAUGGAGAAUCUAUCUCAAGAUGUCCUUGAGAGCAAAAAAAUUCUUUGGGAAGAGUUGGAAUCAGUUCAGGGUGAACUGCGACGCAUCCAUCAAAAACUGAAGGACCAGGAGGUCGAUAUCACUAGAAACCUUGUCAGCAUUAAGAAAAUGCAAGAGAAUCAAAUGAAGUGCACCAAGUUCCUGACCCAACUGAGGGGCAAAGUCCCGGAUGGUGCCCUAGAAGAGAAAGAUCAUAAACCAGGGACUGAAGAGCUGAAUGAAAUCUGGUCAGCUGUCAACACUUUACGCAACUCCAUUAUGAACAACAGCACAUGGAGUGAGAAGAGGAAUUCAAGAAUGAAAGAUCGAGGGAGCCGACAACAGCGAAAAACUAAUUUGGUUGAUUCCAAUCUCUCUGACUCUGCUCUCCAUCAGCACCGCCGCAGUAGCUCAGAGCACAGUUCCUAGAAGGGCAAGGUAUGGAAGGAGAAUCAAGAUCCUAGAAAGAAGCUGGGUCAUCUUUGGAGCUGAAUUUUUGACAAUGCAGAUAAAAUUAAACCAAACUGCUUGGAA